Molecule: messenger RNA, 2660 nt
Organism: Penicillium brasilianum
Lineage: Eukaryota; Fungi; Ascomycota; Eurotiomycetes; Eurotiales; Aspergillaceae
Source: the annotation of a GenBank genome assembly
CUGUACCAUCUAGAGAAACGGUCUUUCGCCCGAGGCUCCAAAAAAGAAAAAAACCCGGUUUGGUCCCGAAGCCGCCCUGAUUUUCACUGGGUCGAGAGGGUAAGAAAAUAUGGAGUAGAACCAUAAGAUCCAGUAAUGUCGCCGACGAGUCGAAGUUUUCAUUGGGGGUUCGGAAUUCCCAUUAGGAGGAGAUUCACCUAAUGAAUAGCAAUCGAUGGGAUUAAAUAGCCUUCCCAACCUUGUCCCCCUCCCAGCCAACGAAAAUAAAACUAAAAGCAAUAUGUCAUCCUCACGCCUAUAAGAAAGCAUAUUAGCCCUGCAUCCUGCCCUGGCCCUUCUUCUUGUCUUCUUCUCACGCCAUCGCGCCUUCUAUUGAGAUCAUCUGCAAGCCCUCUUAUUUGCUGGACGUUGCCCGAGAUCCUGUCUGUUCCCUCAGGCGAUCAGGAUCUUACAUCCCAGCAGCAGAUCAAAUUACCGACAAGGAAACAAUAAUUACUAUUCCCAAAGGGAAAAUUUGGGCUUAGCCGCGCGAGCCUAUCUCGGGAUUGACAGAAUCCGACAAAACGAUCGGGAUCGUGUUGCCUCGCAGUUUGACGUAGGCCAUUCGAGUCGAGCCGCUCACAUUCCACGAGGUUAUUGCCGUUGACCUUUUCGGCAUUCCCUUCCUGUCGUGUGCUCAUAUCCCUCUUCUUUCUCGUCCGAUCAACCUGCAAGCACCCGUCGAGGUUUCCUGUAGGGUCUAAAUUCGUGACAUACCCUCCAUUUCCUCACUACGAACCAUAAGCAUCGGAUUAUCCGUGCAAAUCUACUUCUGCCAGAAUGUCGACCAAGCCUAUCUUCGUGGCAACGCAUCCACGUGCCUGUUCGACGGCGUUCGAGCGAGUCUUCAUGACUCAGCGAGCCACUAUCCAGUGUGUCCACGAGCCGUUUGGCGAUGCCUUCUACUACGGUCCAGAGCGUCUCUCCGACCGGUUUGAAGACGACGAACAGGCUCGUAUCGACAGCGGAUUCAGCAAGUCGACAUAUCUCACCGUGUUGGAGAGAAUAGAACGUGAAGCUUCAGAGGGCAAGAGAGUCUUUAUCAAGGAUAUCGACCACUAUCUACUCCCGCCAGCGGGAAAACCCGCCAGUGUGGCCCCUUCGCUGCAUCGUAUCAAGCGCGGUGUCGGCACCACCAACGGCGAUGAUCAUUUCCCGGCCAAUGGCGUGAACGGUGUUGCAAAUGGCACCGCUCAUGUCAACGGCGAUGCCAAUGGUACAUCCAACGGUACCAACGGCGUCACCAACGGCGUGACCAACGGUGUCCACAAGGCCAAUGGCCACGGCACCAAUGGCACUGCCAAUGGAACCACCAACGGGGUCUCACAUCGCCCAUACCCGUACGACACCCCUGCCGAGGCGGGCAACCCCACCGUCAUGCCGCGCGAGAUCCAGGAGCGAUUCCAUUUCGCCUUCCUCAUCCGCGACCCGCACUUCAGUGUGCCCUCGUACUACCGCUGCACCAUCCCACCCUUGGACGAGGUCACCGGGUUCCAUAAUUAUGACCCCCGCGAGGCCGGGUAUGACGAGUUGCGGCGACACUUUGACUACCUCGUUCGCGAGGGACUCGUAGGACCGCGGGUAGCGACCCGUCCCGACGUCAAGGUCGAGAACUGCGGAGCCAAGGAGACCGUCCAUGAGAUCUGCGUCAUUGAUGCGGAUGACAUGCUGGAUGCACCGGCGGCGACGAUCGAGGAGUUCUGCAAGAGCGUCGGUGUGCCGUAUGAUGCGUCGUUGUUGACGUGGGAUACGCAGGAGGAUUAUGACUUUGCGUGCCAUUGCUUUGAGAAGUGGCGUGGCUUCCAUAAUGAUGCGAUUGAGUCGAAGGCACUGGUUGCGAGAACGCACAAACGUGCCCGCAAGACCGAGGAGGAGUUUGAUGCUGAAUGGACCAAGAAGUAUGGCCCCGAGGCUGCAGCUCUCAUCCGCAAGGCCGUCGACGAGAACAUGGAGGACUACCUGUACCUGAAGCAGUUUGCCAUCAAGGUCUAACCGCCCAGAGGUAGAGACAGCCAUAUUCCAUGCUGAUACCAUCCAUGGAGCGUGACUUCAUUCAAAUGGCUAUAAUGUAGUGUGGAGGAGUAGCAAGGGGGGAGGGAAAGCGAGAAGAAGUAUGGAAGGAAUCAUACCCAGGCUGGAGGGAGAGGGAAGGUGGGGGGGGGGAUCCAUAUAUUCUUCUACUUCCCCAAUUCCAAGUCCAAACGACGAUUACGACUAUUCUUAUUAUUACUGCACCGUGCUAUGUUCAACCCUGCGUUCCUUGUCCCCUAUUUUCCCGCUUUCGUUAUGUUGGAUUGUUACGCCCGCGAUGAGAACGAUUCAGUCCCGAUCACGCCAUCCCCGUGCUUCGCCCGCCCAUCAUUCCUGUGCGACGGGAUGACGAUCUGGAUUGGUGACUGGGGAUUGGCUGGAUAUUGCUCAUGAUCUUGCAUUUGUUGCUACAUCUUGACUUUUUGAUCUUCACCGACUUCUUGUGUUUGUUGUUGCUUAUCCUGGCCUGUCUGUCCUCUGUUAGGUUCCAUCGUGCCGGGAGAUUGGAUCUGUGGAGGAGAGAUUCCGAUUGCGCCCGGCUUGUGUCUUUUGUAUGUUGGGAGAAUGAAUACGAUACAUGUUGUCUUUUG